Mycosarcoma maydis (corn smut) is the source of this 1635-nucleotide messenger RNA. RefSeq names its product putative stearoyl-CoA desaturase. The record is from RefSeq and is a predicted model, not a curated record. Gene Ontology annotation, molecular function: heme binding; stearoyl-CoA 9-desaturase activity; iron ion binding. Lineage: Eukaryota; Fungi; Basidiomycota; Ustilaginomycetes; Ustilaginales. Bases 1 to 1635 code for a protein of 544 amino acids. The transcript has a single exon. Gene Ontology annotation, biological process: unsaturated fatty acid biosynthetic process. Gene Ontology annotation, cellular component: endoplasmic reticulum membrane.
AUGGUCGCCGAACUGAAGCAAAGGACUACGACCGCUACUCGGGACGCGCCGGCCGCUCCUAAGGAGGAGUUUGCCGACGCCAACAUUCCCGAUGACUACGUUUCUCGUGUGCUCGCCACCGAGAAGCCUCUUCCUCCCAUCCAGCUCAAGAACAUUCUGAGCGAGAUUCAGUGGGUCUCUUUCUUGGCUCUUACAGUCACCCCUAUUCUCGCCAUCUACGGUCUCUUCACCACAAGCUGGAACACGAAAACAGCUUUGUGGUCUUUUAUUUACUACUUCAUGACCGGCCUCGGUAUCACUGCCGGCUACCAUCGACUUUGGGCUCACCGUUCCUACAACGCUACCUAUCCUCUUCAAUAUUUCCUAGCUUGCAUGGGCUCCGGCGCCGUGCAGGGUUCCAUUCACUGGUGGUCGCGUGGCCACCGUGCCCACCACCGCUACACCGACACCGACCUCGACCCUUAUGGAGCUCACUUUGGUCUCUUCUGGUCACACCUCGGCUGGAUGCUUGUCAAGCCUCGCCGCAAGCCCGGUGUUGCUGACAUCUCAGACUUGCGCAAGAACCCUGUGAUCAAGUUCCAGCACAAGUUCUACAUUCCCAUGCUCCUCUUCUUCGGCUUCGGUCUUCCCACCCUUGUCGCCGGCCUCGGCUGGAACGACUGGCGCGGAGGCUUCUUCUUCGCUGGCAUGCUCCGUCUCGUGUUUGUUCAUCACUCAACCUUCUGCGUUAACUCGCUCGCCCACUAUCUUGGCGAGGCUACGUUCGACAACAAGAUGACGCCUCGUGACCAUUUCUUCACUGCUCUGGUCACCGUCGGCGAGGGUUACCACAACUUCCACCACCAGUUCCCAAUGGACUAUCGCAAUGCUGUUCAGUGGUACCAGUUCGAUCCCACCAAGUGGUUUAUUGCCUCGAUGUAUAAACUCGGUCUCGCUACGCACCUCAAGACGUUCCCAGACAAUGAAGUCAAGAAAGGUCGUCUUGCGAUGCAACUCCAGAAAGCGCACGAGCUCGGUCAACAGCUUGAGUGGCCAAAGUCGUCGGCACACCUGCCUGUCAUUUCGUGGGACGACUUUGUUGAGGAGUCCAAGACCCGCCCUCUCAUGGUUGUCCACGGCUUCAUCCAUGACGUCUCUUCGUUCCUGGACGAGCACCCUGGUGGCCGCCAUCUCUUGACUGGCAAGAUCGGCAAGGAUGCUACCACUGCUUUCCUUGGCGGUGUCUACGAUCACUCGAACGCUGCGCACAAUCUGCUCUCGAUGAUGCGUGUAGGUGUUCUUGACGGUGGAUAUCAGCUCGCCAAGGACGAGCUCGCUAAGGCUGAGCGCGAAAACCGCGCCACGGGCGUCUCAUCUCACCGACCUGCCGGCUCCCCCCCUUCGCCCGUCACCUCGGACGACGAAGACUUUGCCGCCCCCGCCACACCAACCGACGACACUCCUAUGACGACCACCAGCACCGUCGCUGCCGCCUCUGAGCAGCUCAAGGCUCAGCAAUCGGCCGACAACGUCAAGUCGAUCAACGCCAAGGCUGCCGCGUACGUGACUCCUGGUGAGGCCUACACCAUCGUCAAGCGCGGUGAUCUCAGGGAGAACGCUAAGGUCGGCGGCACCAAGUUUGGCCGCUUCCUUUAA